UUACGUUUUCCCUUGAAAAUUAUUUUACAUACAAAAUCAUUUCCCCAAAAUUUUUUAUCGUUAAAACAAAUGGAGCCUUAGGAGUUAGGACCCUUGGCCCUUAGCCCCUUAACCACUUCCUCGAUUCAACUUGAGGAAGGUGUCCAUCACGCAGCGAGCUUCUGUAAGACUGUAAGACGAAACCACCAAAAGAAAAGGGGAACACAAAAAAAUAAAAAUAAAAGCGCCAAAAUCACCGGCAAACAAAGUUGCGAGAAGAAGCAUGAAGUCCCAACUAGCACCAGCAUACCGCCACCCAGUUAAAUUCAGAAUGCCAACUGCAGAAAAUCUAGUUCCAAUUCGAUUGGACAUUGAAAUUGAUGGUCAGCGAUAUAAAGAUGCCUUUACCUGGAACCCUUCAGAUCCUGAUUCAGAAGUGGCAGUGUUUGCAAAAAAGACCGUAAAGGACUUGAAGCUCCCAACUGGAUUUAUAACUCAGAUUGCCCAGUCAAUUCAAUCACAGCUGACCGAAUUUCGGUCAUAUGAAGGCCAAGAUAUGAUUGUUGGUGAGAAGAUUGUCCCCAUCAAGCUAGAUCUUCGAGUAAAUCAGACUCUUAUCAGAGACCAGUUUUUAUGGGACUUGAACAAUAUGGAAAGUGAUCCUGAGGACUUUGCAAAGAUCUUCUGUGCUGACAUGGGAAUUGACGAUCCUGAAGUUGGACCUGCUAUUGCUUUUGCCAUAAGGGAGCAACUUUAUGAGAUUGCAGUCCAAAAUGUAACCUCGGCUAAGGAGAUUAGAGUAAGCAAGAAGGGUCGUCGUGGAAUUGAGUACAUGCCUGUUAGCAAAGCUGGCGUUACUGCAGUGGAUUUGGCUAAGUUGUUUGGCAGCAAAUCAAGUGUCAUUCGGAAAAGAAAAGAUUGGGAUGUGUAUGAACCAAUUGUUGACAUCCUCUCAAAUGAGGAAGUAGAAGCACUUCAAGCAAGAGAAGAUAAAAUUGCUCGUUGAGUAGGUGACAUGAUUUGCUGGAAGCAUAUGCUAGGACAUUGUGAGGCAGUGUUAUGGAUAUGUAGAAGAAAACUUAUGCCUUAAAAGGUUAUGUAUUCGUACUGCAUAGUACUCGACUGGAAUUGCAACGAUUAACAUUUGAGUAAUUCGAAAACGGGGAUUACCUGUAAUGUUCAUGCAGUUUAAUAUCCGGCAAAUUGAUUAAGCAAUACAAGCAUUGGAUGAAG
This is a messenger RNA of Chenopodium quinoa (quinoa), 1212 nucleotides long. Its product is annotated as chromatin structure-remodeling complex protein BSH-like. The transcript is spliced from 11 exons. Bases 263 to 985 code for a protein of 240 amino acids. NCBI's taxonomy places the organism in Eukaryota, Viridiplantae, Streptophyta, Magnoliopsida, Caryophyllales, Amaranthaceae. Gene Ontology annotation, cellular component: nucleus; nuclear chromosome. Gene Ontology annotation, biological process: chromatin remodeling; regulation of transcription by RNA polymerase II. Gene Ontology annotation, molecular function: transcription coregulator activity. The record is from RefSeq and is a predicted model, not a curated record.